Messenger RNA from Scatophagus argus, 1802 nucleotides. Its product is annotated as LIM domain only protein 7-like. Gene Ontology annotation, biological process: regulation of signaling; regulation of cell adhesion. The transcript has a single exon. The record is from RefSeq and is a predicted model, not a curated record. Bases 332 to 1180 code for a protein of 282 amino acids. NCBI's taxonomy places the organism in Eukaryota, Metazoa, Chordata, Actinopteri, Scatophagidae.
GAAAAGUAACUGACUGUUGUUGGGGCUGAAUUUCUGAUGAGCUACUUUCUAAUAUACUCAUAGUAAAAACACAGUCAAGCUACUAAAGAUUGCCUUAAUACCCUUUAUAAAGUAGUGUGCCUGCACUGACCUUCGUAGUUGAAAAUAGGCUGUGCCUCAACAUUAUCCUAUUUUUGUUACAGCAUAUUCUAGUCAAGACUGUACUUUUUUAUAGUACCUAGUAUUGCAAAUAGUGUGUAGCAGAGUGAUUAUAAUUGAAAUCAACUAUCACCUCUAUGGAUGCCUCAUUUAUCUUUCCUCCUUUUCUUGCUCUUCGAUCCAGUUCACAUGCAUGCACUCAUCACCUCUCUGUCCUUUUCUCUCCUUUUGCCCACCCUGCAGUCCUCAUGUCCAAGCACACACACCCCCGCAGCUCCCUAAGAUAGAGCCCCCUCUAUUAGAGACCCCCCCUUUGGUGUUUCCACCCGUGGACCCCACCUCAGGUCCCAGACUGGUGAAAUGUGAGAGGUGGCCCCUAUUUGGGCGCCAAGACCCCCGGGAGCCCCCAGACCCUGUUGAUUAUGAGAGCAUUUUUCCUGACUUGGAGAAUGAUGACAUGUUUGCCAGGAGAACCCUGGCCUUCCAGGCCAACACAGACUUGGCUAUGAUAAAGACUCCACCAAAACAUCGUCUCUACUCAUCUGAACCACAACUCAACAUCGUGACUCAACAACACGGCCGUGGCUGCACAGAGGAGAGCGAUUUCCCAGAUAUCGAAAAGGACGAUGUAGUUUAUCGUAAGGAGAAAACCGAGCAGGCUCAGCAGCAACGGCCACUCUCAGGAGCCCCUGACAACUAUGCCCCAAUGCCCAUCCCAGAGCCGUGGGGUCUGCCUCCUGAUCUCAAAGCCAGACUCCUGUGCCCCCCGUGUCCUCUGACCCAGGAGACAACGGCAAAUAAAAAUCAGGUUGACAGCAAGACACGUCCUAAAACGGAUGACAUGCUUGUCAGGAAACUUGGACUUUGCUCUGAGGACAGCCUGAGCACACUGAGAGGCCCAUCAGCCAAUCAGAUGACACCCUCUGUACCUUCUUCCUGCAGCGAAGGGGACCUGCAGAAAUGGCAGGCUAUCAGAGAGGCCAGUCAACUAAGAUAUAAGAAGAGGCUUAUGGUGGAGAGGCUGGCUGCUCUAAAGUUGUAAAAACAAAAUGGUGCAGCAGUGCCUGUUUUUCCUUUUUACUUUGCAGACUUUUCUUUUGUGUUUUUAUUGUAAGUGCCAUUUCAGUCUGAUGGUGAAGUGGUCUAGACUGCUUGUUGUUUCAACUUGUAAAUGAUCGGUCUGAAGAUCACUGUCAUAGGUGGGUGUUCUAUCAAAUUAAGCGCUUGUUUAUGAACUCAUAGGUGCCUUCAGCAUUCACUGGGUCAGUUUUGAGUUUUUCAACACAAACUGUAAUGUAGGAGCAACAAUACUUCAGGACAUUUUCUUGUAUUAGAUGUGUGUCGUUACGGUAACAAAAAACUGGGAUGAAAAACCUUAUAACAUUUAUGUCAGGCCAUUGUUGAUGGUUUUCUGCAUGAUGGUGAAAUGGUUAAUUUUGCACAUGGUAUAUAAAUGCUGAGUGGAAGGCUAUUGAACAUAUUGCUGGUGUGUUUUUGAAGAGUAUUUUUUGAACAAAACAACAGAAACCUCCAACAUCCUCCCUCGGUACUUCAUGAGCAUUGAUAAACAGACCCGAAUCCUGCAUUUGAUUUUGGUUUUAAUUUUCCAUCUAACUUGGCUGUGAAUGGGGAAAAUAUUUAAGCUCAAUAAAGAAAAUAAGAGA